Adineta steineri is the source of this 714-nucleotide messenger RNA. Lineage: Eukaryota; Metazoa; Rotifera; Eurotatoria; Adinetida; Adinetidae. The record is from the annotation of a GenBank genome assembly.
AUGAGUAAUACAACAUCCUCGCCGUCUAAUCAAUAUGAUUUAGUUCAGGCAGCUAAGCAACCUAUUAUUUACAGUUAUUCUGUUACAAUGACAUUUAUAGUCAUUACAAGUAUAUUAAAUGUUAGUGUGCUCUGUCGUCGAGCUCUUCGAUCAUCCACAUGCACUUAUUAUUUUCUUGCUUCUGUUCCACCCACUUUAGCAUACGUGGUUGUUUCACCUGUAAAUGCAGUACUUGUACAAAAUUAUGGAUUCUAUAUCAAUGGUACACCUGUUGCAUGCAAAAUAGUUUCAUUUCUAAGCUAUGCAACAUCAUUAUGGUAUGGAUUAAUGCUAGUGUGUGCUUCAAUUGAUCGAUAUUUUUCAAGCAUAUUUGGUAUAUUAACAAUCUAUAAUAUUCGAAGUCAAAAACAUCGUAUAGCACCCAUGAAUCAAACAAGUCUCUUUCGGCGUACAGAAGGUCAAUUGGCUCGUAUGUUAAUCAUUCAGGUAGCUAUGUAUCUUCUCUUCUUUACACCAUCUGGUAUAACAUAUAUAUUAGUAACAUUUGUGCCAUCAAUGAAUACCUCUUAUUAUCAAACAAUUCGAAAUAUAACAAUUGUUUGGCAACAAGGUGGUUAUUUCAUUUCAUUUUUUCUUUAUGUUCUUACAGGCAAAAUCUAUCGCGAAGAACUAAAGAAUAUUCCCUUUUCUGAAAGAAAGGGUUAUACACAUUAA